Messenger RNA from Tarenaya hassleriana, 743 nucleotides. Its product is annotated as stigma-specific STIG1-like protein 1. The record is from RefSeq and is a predicted model, not a curated record. The transcript has a single exon. Lineage: Eukaryota; Viridiplantae; Streptophyta; Magnoliopsida; Brassicales; Cleomaceae. The coding region runs from base 74 to 526 and encodes 150 amino acids.
CUCUCUCUCUCUCUCUCUCAAGGAAAUCUUGAACGCUUGAUCGCAUUCUGACGCUUAGAACGAACGAACGAUAAUGGCACUCAUCAAGUUUCUCGUGGCGAUAGCGGUUACAACCGCAAUCGCAAUCGCAAUCAUCACAACCAUGACCACAACCGCUGUAGAUCGUCACGUCAAGAACGACGUUCAAGAAACGAAGAUCCGUUUGAAUCCUGAGCCGAAGCCGAGCAGAUUCUUGGCCCAAGUGGAGAAGCCUAGGAAUCCAAACGCUGCGGACCACUGCCACAAGAACCCAGAGAUAUGCAGCAAUUAUGGCGGGAACGCAACCGCGUGUUGUAACAACAAGUGCGUGGACUUGUCCUACGACGACAAGAACUGCGGGUCGUGCCAGAACAAGUGCAAGUUCUCGCAGACGUGUUGUCGCGGUCAGUGCGUUUACUUGGCUUAUGACAAACGCCACUGCGGUCAGUGCAACCACCGUUGUCCGGUCGGCGAGUUCUGCGUUUACGGACUCUGCAACUACGCUUGAUCUAAAAAAAGAACCCCUACAUGCAAGAGGGGAAGUAAACUAUAUAUUCAUUAUUAAUAUAUGAUCUAAAUGAUUUGAUUAUUAAAAUAUAUUAAGAUUUUGGGCCGUUUCUCAACAAUGUUUUGAGGGGUAUAUAUAUGCAUAAAUCAAGAAUUGAUUUCGAAUUUUACCUUUUUAUUUUAUACGAAUAAAAGGAACAGCAAACGUUUCCAUAUUG